UCCCUCCCCUCUACAACUACCACCAAUCUUCUAUCACCACCCGCGGCGGCCAGCACCUCUCUUCUCACACACACACACGAUCCCCCACCGCAACCAGCCAAAAUGGGUCGCGUCCGAACAAAAACAGUGAAGAAAUCCUCCCGUCAAGUCAUCGAACGUUACUACUCACGAAUGACCCAUGACUUCCACACCAACAAGAAGAUCCUCGAAGAAGUCGCCAUCAUCCCGUCGAAGCGUCUCCGUAACAAGAUUGCCGGGUUCUCUACCCAUUUGAUGAAGCGUAUCCAGAAGGGCCCAGUUCGUGGGAUUUCACUGAAGCUUCAAGAGGAAGAGCGUGAGCGCCGUAUGGACUUUGUGCCUGAGGUUUCGGCUAUCAAGACUGACCAGAUUGAGGUUGAUAAGGAGACUAUUGACAUGCUUUCCGCUCUGGGUAUGAGUGAUAUUCCUGGGAUUGUUCAGGUUGAACCGGCGGCUGCCCCUGUCACUCAGUUUACUUUUAGUAGAGGUGCCGGCGCCGGUGCUGGUGGUCCAAGGAGGUUUUGAAGUGUUUUUUUAUGAGUUUUGCAAUAUUUUGAGUAUGGGUACUUUUUAAAUUUUAGUUUGUUUUUGAUGUUAUGGAUGUUUUUAUUUUGGAUAGUUCUAUAGCCGUUAAGCAUGAUGGAUUCUAAUGUCAAUUUAUAAAUCUGGAUAUUAUGAAAAAUGCGUACCCUCAAUUUUUCGUAACGCUGCAUUGGAUUAUAUUUGCUCA
Messenger RNA from Mercurialis annua (annual mercury), 748 nucleotides. Its product is annotated as 40S ribosomal protein S17-4-like. Gene Ontology annotation, biological process: translation. Bases 103 to 543 code for a protein of 146 amino acids. The record is from RefSeq and is a predicted model, not a curated record. The transcript has a single exon. Gene Ontology annotation, molecular function: structural constituent of ribosome. Gene Ontology annotation, cellular component: ribosome. Lineage: Eukaryota; Viridiplantae; Streptophyta; Magnoliopsida; Malpighiales; Euphorbiaceae.